Messenger RNA from Penicillium nucicola, 1551 nucleotides. RefSeq names its product cytosine permease. Gene Ontology annotation, biological process: transmembrane transport. The record is from RefSeq and is a predicted model, not a curated record. Gene Ontology annotation, molecular function: transmembrane transporter activity. NCBI's taxonomy places the organism in Eukaryota, Fungi, Ascomycota, Eurotiomycetes, Eurotiales, Aspergillaceae. The coding region runs from base 1 to 1551 and encodes 516 amino acids. Gene Ontology annotation, cellular component: fungal-type vacuole membrane; plasma membrane. The transcript is spliced from 3 exons.
AUGAGUCCAACAUUGAAUCUCGACGUGGAGAAGCGCGCGGGGACCGCAGAACCAGCACUUUUUGAGGAUGAGACGGGCGCGGUCCCUGCCACUAGCUUUGAGCAUGGUGAUUCUCUGUAUGCAAAGCUUCAACGACUCGGGGGCAAGAUAAAUGUCGAGCAACGAGGCAUCGAACGUGUGCCGGAGGACGAACGAACGGACAAUUCAUACUGGAAUAUUGGUUCCAUGUGGCUGGCUGCCAACAUGGUGGUGCCGUCGUUCACCAUUGGGGUUCUGGGCAAACCGUUGUUCGCCAUGGGCUUUGUGGACUCGGUAUUGGUGAUCAUCUUUUUCAACAUGAUCGCGGUCAUGACGGUCUGCUUCUUUUCCGCCUUUGGUCCUGCUUUUGGAUUGCGACAGAUGGUCUUGUCGCGAUUCUGGUUUGGAUGGUGGGGGGUGAAGCUGAUCGCCAUAUUCAAUGUCCUAGCAUGCAUCGGCUGGGCUGCGGCAAAUAUCAUCGUCGGGGCGCAACUGAUCAAUGCCGUGAAUCCUAGCGUUCCUGGCUAUGCAGGUAUCCUCAUAAUUGCAAUUUGCACUCAGCUUGUGGUCUUCUUUGGAUAUCGAGUGGUGCACGCGUAUGAGUACUGGAGUUGGAUUCCGACCUUUAUCGUUUUCUUAGUUGUGCUCGGUGUAUUCGCCCAUUCCGGAGAUUUCGUGAAUGUCCCGAUGAACGUCGGUCGUGCUGAAUUGGGAUCUGUUCUCUCAUAUGGAUCAACAGUCUUUGGAUUCGGUACCGGAUAUACAAGCUUCGCAGCAGACUACACUGUCUAUCAACCAAGCAAUCGUCCUCGGCGCAAGGUGUUCCUUGCCACCUGGCUGGGCAUUUUUCCCACCUUGCUCUUCACGGAACUCCUUGGUGCUGCGAUAGUCACGAGCACCGCUAUUAAUGGGGGAGACAAUGCAUAUCAACAGGGAUGGGAUGAGGCUGGCGUCGGAGGCCUUCUUGGUGCUGUUCUAUUCCCAAGUGUUGGAGGAUUUGGCAGAUUCUGCGUUAUUAUUCUUGCGCUUUCUAUUGUCGCCAAUAAUUGCCCAAAUAUCUACUCGGUUUCGUUGACUUUGAUGGUCAUGGGGCGGUGGACUCGUCACGUUCCUCGGUUUGUCUGGACGGUCUUUGCUACUGGGGUUUAUAUCGCUAUUGCCAUCCCCGGUUAUAGCAACUUUGAAGCCGUGUUGGAAAACUUCAUGCAUUUCAUCGGAUAUUGGCUGGCAAUUUACGAAGGUAUCGCGUUGACUGAACAUUUCGUGUUUAGACGAGGAUUUUCCGGUUAUAACCCCGAAGACUACGAUGACCGGGACAAACUCCCCCCGGGUAUCGCGGCUUUGCUUGCAUUUUGUUGCGGAAUUGUCGGCAUGGUGACUGGAAUGAGUCAGUCCUGGUGGGUUGGUCCUAUCGCCAAGCAAGCGGGCUUAUCCACUACAGGAGGCGAUGUUGGCUUCGAGCUAGGGUUUGCAUUCGCUGCCGGGUCCUAUCUGAUUCUCAGAACGAUUGAGUUGAAGAUCUUCCAGCGUUGA